This is a messenger RNA of Oreochromis aureus, 1745 nucleotides long. RefSeq lists its product as uncharacterized. The transcript is spliced from 2 exons. The record is from RefSeq and is a predicted model, not a curated record. Bases 220 to 837 code for a protein of 205 amino acids. NCBI's taxonomy places the organism in Eukaryota, Metazoa, Chordata, Actinopteri, Cichliformes, Cichlidae.
UACACUUUGUACUGACCAUCCUCCAAGCAGGUAUCAUCUUUUGUUUACACCUUAUCUCUGCAUCUCAGAGGGCACCUGAAACAAGCCCAACCCCAAGGGGCGGUAACGACACCUCCUAGAGGACUGCACCAAUACAUAUAAAAACGGUCUCUUUCACCAUUCGGAACAUCAACAGCGCAACCUAAAGAACCCUCUAACUAACUAACUAAGGAGUGCAGGAUGACAUCUGUAUCAACCAUGACGAGUAGCCUGGACAUCGCCCAAGCAACAGAAGCUCUAGAGCGAGACACGCAGCCGUGGGACCUCACAGACUCACCACCCCCAUCGCUGUUAAUCCAGACCCCACCAUCUCCACCCCCCUCUCCACAGCUGCUGCUGCAGGAUCCUACAGGAUCGGGGCUGUUUGAGGAAACCAUUAUCGACAUCAAGCUUGCAACCCACCAUCUUCUGAUGUUGGCGCUAAACGAGUUUCUACAGUAUACAUGCUACGGAUGUCAAAUAUCUCACCCCAGUCAGGUGCAACACAGCUGCUUGCUCGAAUUGCCCGAGUAUUUCUUUGACAUCUACUAUGACGAUGUGAUGAUAAGGCUCAAGACAGACCGUUUCAUCCCCGCCAUACGCCUGUUUGUGCGCUCCUACACAGUCGAUGGGACUGGAACACAAUUCAGCCGAAUUGCAGAACACACCAUGACCGAACUGAGAUCAUCACAACAUAUAGUAUGCGCAAUUAACGACAACAUUGUGCAGUUGCUAGAAGCAAGUUGUUAUGCCCGACGUGCUAAACCAGCCAUGCUACGUAUGAUUGGUAACUACUGGGCCGGGAGACACCUGGUUUAAUGUAUGCUGUUCAGUAUUCAUUGUCUGUGUGAAUGAAAUAAAAAGACGUGUUAACACCGACAGCUUUAUCAUUUGUGUCUUGCAUGCAUCAUGGAAAACACCAUGUAUAAAAUUUAUCAUGAUCCGGCCCAUCCGGCUGGCCUGGCCAGUUUAAAUAAGCUCCGUAUAGCUACCGCUGAGGCAAUAGGUGUAAAACCCUCAUUAUCACAGGUUAAACAUUAUUUAGAACGAGACGACACUUACACACUCCAUAAACCAGCCAGGAUCCACUUUCCCAGAAACAGAGUAUUGGUUAAUGGAAUCGACAAACAGUUUCAAGCCGAUCUGGUUGAUAUGUCUGAAUACAUGACAGAUAAUGAUAAUGUUAGAUACCUGCUAACAUGUAUAGAUGUAUUCUCAAAAUAUGCAUGGGUUAGAUGUCUCACAACCAAGACGGGCCCAGCCGUAGCAGCCGCUUUCGAGGAUAUACUUGCUGAGGGAAGGAUCCCUAUGAAACUACAAACAGAUGAAGGCAAAGAGUUUUAUAAUACAACCUUUAAACAGCUAAUGAAGCGAUAUAACAUCAAACACUUCUCAACAGCUAGUGAGGUUAAAUCUAGUAUUGUUGAAAGAUUCAACCGCAGCUUCAAGGGUAGAAUGUGGAAGUACUUAACAUCCGUCAACUCAAGGAGAUAUGUACACGUCAUCCCCGAGCUCACACAGGCAUAUAACAAUGCUUAUCACAGAUCUAUCCAUAUGGCUCCAGCAGAGGUAAAUAAGGAUAAUGAGAAGCUGGUCUUUAACACUCUGUACAAAACCACGCCUCAGAGGAAAGUGUGUUUUAAAUUUAAUGUUGGCGACACAGUACGAAUAUCGAAACUGAGAGGAGUGUUUCGAAAAGGAUACGAACAAACCUACACCGAUGAGAU